AUGCUUCGCGGCACGUUUACGACACUCACACCAUUUACCAAAAAUCCAUCCCUCCUGACUUAUUUCUUUAAAUCAGACACUGGUGUAUUCAAGAGAGGAUAUGUAUCAAGCAAAAAGACGAGGAUAAAAAAAGAUCCACAAGGACUGCCUUUUGAGGAGGCGGUUGCCGUGUUAAAAUCUAUAGAGGUCGGCAGACAUGAUAACACAUUUGAACUUCACAUCAGGACAAGGCGCGAUAAAUCUCAAUUGCCAAUACGCGGUUCGGUGUCUUUGCCAAAGAGUUUUGCCAAGGAAGUAGCUGUUCUGGUGUUCACUACUGGAGAUAAAGUCGAAGAGGCCAAGGCUGCUGGAGCUCAUACUGUUGGGGGAAUGGAAUUUAUUGAAGAGAUUAAGAAGGGAUCGGUCAACUUGGAUCAAUUUAACAAAGCCUUAGCGACACCCGAUCUUCUUCCUGCACUAUUGCCUAUAGCCAGAAUUCUAGGUCCGAAACAACUCAUGCCGACAGUAAAGAAAGGAACAGUGACGGAUGAUAUUGGAGCAGCUGUCAUCGAAGCGCUUGGAAAAUUUGAAUUCAAAGCUGAUAAGCAUGGAGUCGUUCAUGCUCCUAUUGGAAAAAUGACAUUCACCGCACCAGAGCUACAAGAGAAUGUUACAACAGUCGUACGGGCAAUCGAAGCGAUUGGAAAAGACACGAGUAAAAAACCAAAAUCGGUUAUCGAGAGGAUUGUGUUGAAUUCGACGCAAGGUCCCGGGAUAUGUUUGAUUGAUAUAAUGAGUAUUAUCGAAGCUCAGGAUAUGGCUGCAAAAGAGCUUGGGAU
This is a messenger RNA of Paraglomus occultum, 818 nucleotides long. The record is from the annotation of a GenBank genome assembly. Lineage: Eukaryota; Fungi; Glomeromycota; Glomeromycetes; Paraglomerales; Paraglomeraceae.